AACCCCCCUAGUUUCAUCACCCUUGACCAGUGCGCGAUGAAGCACGCUGUGGAGGUGUUGUCGCAGCGGCUGUCGGAAGUGUUGCCGACCAUGGGCACAACGGACAUGGACCCGCUCAUCUUGGACGGCGACGACAUGACGACCAACUCGUCGGGAACGGCGUCUUCUUCGUCGGUUUUGCCCGUGCCAACUACCGCCGUGCAGUUGCACCCGGCCGUGCAAAGGAAACACCAGCGUGUGGGGCUGUGCCUUCAAGUGAUUGGCGCCGUGUGCUUGAGUUUCAUGGCAGUGCUUGUCAAGCAUACGUCGCGAGCCGUGGCAGUGGAAACGCUCGUGUUUUGGCGGUCAUUCCUCGCUCUUGGGGCAAAUGUGUCCCUCCAACGGCACUAUGGCAUGCCCUAUUUCACCAUCUUCAUCGACGAUUUGCAACCCAAAGUGCAACUUCAGAGCGUGUUGGGGUACCUCGAGACGACAUUGUCAUUCCACGCAGUGGCGGCCCUGCCAGUGUCUGAUGCCAGCGUUGUGUUGGGCUCGAGCUCCGUUCUCACGUGUCUUGCAGGCUACAAGUUGCAGCAACUACGCAAUAAAGGCAAUAGCAAAGUCAGCAUUAGUCCCGUGGAAUGGGCACUCGGAGCGCUGCCGCUAUUCGGGUUGUUGUUCGUCCAGGGGCCAUUGUGUCUACUUCCCCAGUCUGCCGGUAUAGAUCUCAACAGCAGUAACCUCGCAUUUCUCGGAGGGUUCGCGGCCGCCAUUUUGACUGGCGUGAUGUGGGUGGUGAUGCCGCACCUGCACGAGAUUUCGCCCUUGCCAGUGAUCACGCACACGUUGGCACUGAGUUGCGUCGUGUCGGGUCUGAAAACGUUCUUGUUCCCAGAGGCGGUGGCGGCCACGGACGAGGCGCGGCCCCUUCCCCGGCUUGUCACGGAGGUCGUGUUGAUGGCGCUAUUGGGGUGCGUAGGUCAGAUCAGCGUCACGCGGGGGUGCCAAUUGUAUCAGAUCGAGCCGUUGCCCCUAGUUCCGUUCGCCACGGGACUGGUGUGCAUGCUCGCGUUGGACGCCGUCGUUUUCAAGGAAUACCUCCCCAUAGGGCCAACGGUCGCAGUCAUGGUUGCAGUGGGGGCCACCUGCACAUUAAUUUAUCGAAAAAACGCCAAGUAGGACCCACAGAAUUUCGUACCAUACCCUGUAAAUGUAAUGGAUACAAGCAUGGCAAUCCGCAGAAUGAUGAGAUGAA
Aphanomyces astaci is the source of this 1234-nucleotide messenger RNA. RefSeq lists its product as hypothetical. The record is from RefSeq and is a predicted model, not a curated record. The transcript has 5 exons. The coding region runs from base 37 to 1158 and encodes 373 amino acids. NCBI's taxonomy places the organism in Eukaryota, Oomycota, Saprolegniomycetes, Saprolegniales, Verrucalvaceae.